Molecule: messenger RNA, 510 nt
Organism: Rhizophagus irregularis DAOM 181602=DAOM 197198
Lineage: Eukaryota; Fungi; Glomeromycota; Glomeromycetes; Glomerales; Glomeraceae
Source: RefSeq, a predicted model, not a curated record
AUGGAAUCGUCUUACACACAGCGUGUUAGAAAUAAACACCCGCUUGGUCGAUACGACCCACGUCACAACCCAGAUUCCAAGAAAGAUAAACGACGCGAAAAAAAUUGGUUACGUAGAAUGAAGAAACGCACCCCUGGCGACCCUCGUAUUUACUACCGUGACACCUACAACAUCAACCUAUUUGAUUAUAAAGUCCGACGUCGUUUCGACGUCAGGAAACUACCUAACUACCAAUAUGGUUACUAUGACGCCCUCAAAAUCAGACAACGCUAUCUACAGAGACAACAAACCAUGAUCAUGGAAGACGUUACACACAAAGCUGACGCCAAUGUGCGAUAUAGCAUUAACGAUAAGGACCGAGAUAUUCUCAACGCCCCGGACACCUUCUUACGAAGAACUCCUCCUCCGGAUAACACAACCAUCAGCGAUUUAUCAUACGUCUCAGCUGCAGAUUCGCUUGAGACCAUCAUUUACUCAAUUUACCCGCCUACUCCGGCGCACGAUCAAUAA